Molecule: messenger RNA, 3835 nt
Organism: Suncus etruscus (white-toothed pygmy shrew)
Lineage: Eukaryota; Metazoa; Chordata; Mammalia; Eulipotyphla; Soricidae
Gene: SH3PXD2A
Product: SH3 and PX domains 2A
Exons: 15
Coding region: 31-3378 (1115 amino acids)
Biological process (GO): superoxide anion generation
Molecular function (GO): phosphatidylinositol binding; protein binding; superoxide-generating NADPH oxidase activator activity
Source: RefSeq, a predicted model, not a curated record
GGGGGGCGCUACUCGCUUGGGGGGGCGAAGAUGCUCGCCCACUGCGUGCAAGAUGCCACCGUGGUGGACGUGGAGAAGCGCAGGAACCCCUCCAAACACUACGUAUACAUCAUCAAUGUGACCUGGUCCGACUCCACAUCCCAGACCAUCUACCGGAGGUACAGCAAGUUCUUUGACCUGCAGAUGCAACUACUGGAUAAGUUUCCUAUCGAAGGUGGCCAAAAGGACCCCAAGCAGAGAAUCAUUCCCUUCCUCCCAGGGAAGAUCCUGUUCCGGAGAAGCCACAUCCGGGAUGUCGCUGUGAAGAGGCUGAAGCCCAUUGAUGAGUACUGCCGGGCACUAGUCCGGCUGCCUCCUCACAUCUCACAGUGUGAUGAAGUCUUUCGUUUUUUUGAGGCCCGACCAGAAGAUGUCAAUCCUCCAAAAGAAGACUAUGGCAGCUCCAGGAGGAAAUCAGUGUGGCUGUCCAGCUGGGCUGAGUCUCCCAAGAAGGACCUCACAGGUGCCGACACCAACGCUGAGCCCAUGAUCCUGGAGCAGUACGUGGUGGUGUCCAACUACGAGAAGCAGGAGAACUCGGAGCUGAGCCUCCAGGCCGGGGAGGUGGUGGAAGUCAUCGAGAAGAACGAAAGCGGCUGGUGGUUUGUGAGUACCUCUGAGGAGCAAGGCUGGGUUCCUGCCACUUACCUGGAGGCCCAGAAUGGCACAAGGGACGACUCAGACAUACACGCCUCCAAGACAGGCGAAGUGUCCAAGAGACGCAAGGCCCAUCUGCGGCGCCUGGAUCGCCGGUGGACCCUGGGCGGGAUGGUCAACAGGCAGCACAGCCGAGAAGAGAAAUACGUCACGGUGCAGCCAUACACCAGCCAGAGCAAGGAUGAGAUCGGCUUUGAGAAGGGGGUCACCGUGGAAGUGAUCCGGAAGAACCUGGAAGGCUGGUGGUACAUCAGAUACCUCGGCAAGGAGGGCUGGGCGCCUGCCUCGUACCUAAAGAAAGCCAAGGACGACCUGCCUGCUCGGAAGAAAAAUCUGGCAGGGCCUGUGGAAAUCAUUGGGAACAUCAUGGAAAUCAGCAACCUGCUCAACAAGAAGGCAGCAGCAGACAAGGACACACCAGCCGAUGGUGAGGGCCCCGAGGUGCCCAUCACCAAGAAGGAGAUCAGCCUGCCCAUCCUCUGCAACGCACCUGAGAGAUCCGCAGCCAAGCUAGCACACGGCUCCCCCGCUGUGGCCCGGAUUGCACCUCAGCGGGCCCAAAUCAGCUCCCCAAACCUUCGAACGAGGCCUCCCCCACGCAGAGAAUCCAGCCUGGGGUUCCAGCUGCCCAAACCGCCAGAGCCCCCAUCUGUGGAGGUGGAGUACUACACCAUCGCCGAGUUCCAGUCUUGCAUCUCUGACGGCAUCAGCUUCCGGGGUGGCCAGAAAGCUGAGGUUAUCGACAAGAACUCGGGUGGCUGGUGGUACGUGCAAAUCGGGGAGAAGGAGGGCUGGGCCCCUGCAUCCUACAUUGACAAGCGCAAGAAGCCCAACCUGAGCCGGCGAACCAGCACACUGACCCGGCCCAAGGUCCCCCCACCCGCGCCCCCCAGCAAGCCCAAGGAGGCCGAAGAAGGGCCGGCAGCUCUGAACGAGAACCAGGACUCGCCGCUGAAGGCCAAGUAUGAGGAGCCCGAAUAUGACAUCCCAGCCUUGGGCUUCGACUCUGAGCCGGAGCCCAGCGAGGAGGUGGCCGAGGAUGGUGGCGGCUCAGGAGAUAAGCAACCUGUCCAGGCCCGCCGACCCUCGCCUGCCUCCUCGCUGCAGCGUGCCCGCUUCAAGGUGGGAGGCUCAGCCGAGGACAUGGCCCCUGAGGAGGAGACCAUCUACGAGAACGAGGCCUUCCGGCCCUGCCCUGAGGACCCGCUGCCCACCCGGCGCCCUUCCCCUGGGGGCUCCCCACUGUGCCUCUCCAGGAAGGACUCCCCCAAAUCCUCAUCACUCCUCAAGCUCAAAGCAGAGAAGAAUGCCCAGGUAGAACUAGGCCAGAACCAUUCCCCGGCCUUUUCCUCUUCCAUCACUAUUAACACUUCUUGUUCCUCCUCAUCUUCCUCGUCCUCCUCUUCUUUGUCCAAGAACAGUGGUGAGCUGAAGCCCCGCUCUGCCUCGGAUGCAGGCAUCCGCAGCACCCCAAAAGUUGUGGCCAAGAAGGAUGCUGAGCUAAAAGCUGGGCCGACCUCCAGUGCCCGGACCAAGCCAUCAGUCCGGCCUAAGCCAUUCCUGAACCGGGCAGAGUCCCAGAGUCCCGAGAAGAUGGACAUCAGCACUUUACGGCGCCAGCUGCGACCCACAGGCCAGCUGCGCGGUGGGCUUAAGGGCUCUAAAAGCGAGGAUUCAGAGCUGCCCCCCCACUCGGCCUCCGAGGGGCCCGGUGAAGGGUCCAGGAGAGGCUCGGCCGAUCUCAUCCCCCUCCCGGCCUCCACGCCCCCGUGUCCCACCAAGAAGGGGCGGGAGGGCCAGGCUGCCUCCUAUACCACGUGUAGUGCCUACCAGAAGGUCCAGGACUCGGAGAUCAGCUUCCCUGCUGGUGUGGAGGUGCAGGUGCUCGAGAAGCAAGAGAGUGGCUGGUGGUAUGUGAGGUAUGGGGAGCUGGAGGGCUGGGCUCCCUCCCACUACUUGGUGCUGGAGGAGAGUGAGCAAGCAGAGCCGGGCGGGAAAGAGACGGACACAGAAACAGGCAAGAGCAAACAGAACGAGGGAAAGUCGGACAGCCUAGAGAAGAUCGAGAAGCGGGUCCAGGCACUGAACACAGCCAACCAGAGCAAGAGGGCCAGCCCGCCCAUCCCCUCCAAGCCUCCGGGAGGCUUCAGCAAGACCCCGGGCGGCAGCAGUGCAGUGAAGAUGAGGAAUGGUGUGCGGCAGGUGGCUGUCAGGCCCCAGUCGGUGUUUGUGUCCCCACCUCCUAAGGACAACAACCUGUCCUGUGCCCUGCGCAGGAACGAGUCGCUCACAGCCACUGAUGCGCUCCGUGGCGUCCGCCGUAACUCGUCCUUUAGUGCUGCUCGCUCAGCGGCUGCCGAGGCCAAGGGCCGCCAGGCUGAGCAGGCUGCCAGCCCAGCUUCCGACUCCCCACUCUUGCCUACCCAGCGCAACGGCAUCCCCGUCUCCCCUGUGCGCCCCAAACCCAUCGAGAAGUCCCAGUUUAUCCACAACAACCUCAAAGACAUGUACGUCUCCAUUGCUGACUAUGAGGGUGAUGAUGAGACAGCGGGCUUCCAGGAGGGUGUGUCCAUGGAGGUCCUGGAGCGGAACCCCAAUGGCUGGUGGUAUUGCCAGAUCCUGGAUGGGGCAAAGCCCUUCAAAGGCUGGGUACCCUCCAACUACCUGGAGAAAAAGAACUGACUGGGGGGGGGGGGGGCUUCCAGCCUCACUGUGGGUAUGUGGUGAGAUGCAGACAAAAGUGAGCAUGAACAGGGGAAGUGGGGAAACUAAGUUGCACCCUGUGGCCUGUGCCCCCUCCAGCCUAUCUCCCAGCUGGAAGGCAGGGCUGCUGGGGGCACACAUUGGGCAGAGCCACUGCAGGCCUGGGACCAGAGGACUUAAUGCAUGGCACUGACAAGAGGGCCCUGUGGGACCCUCUGAUUAUGCCAUGGCUGCAGAUCUGGAACAGAGGCAGUGACAGGGCCUGGCAUCUUGCCACCAGAGGGAGCACUGGUGCCCUCCUCAUCUGUGUUUGUGAAUCGUGCUGGCUCACGGAUCAGGCACCAUCUGCCUGCCAAGAGCAGGUAUGUUGGAACACUCUGUGGGUUCGGGGUUCCAUGAUUAGGACCCAAGCUACUGUCAUUGUCUCCUGGUACCA